Messenger RNA from Acanthopagrus latus (yellowfin seabream), 892 nucleotides. It is a transcript of the gene cks2, whose product is annotated as CDC28 protein kinase regulatory subunit 2. Gene Ontology annotation, molecular function: cyclin-dependent protein serine/threonine kinase activator activity; ubiquitin binding; histone binding. Gene Ontology annotation, cellular component: cyclin-dependent protein kinase holoenzyme complex; SCF ubiquitin ligase complex. Gene Ontology annotation, biological process: regulation of mitotic cell cycle. The transcript has 3 exons. The record is from RefSeq and is a predicted model, not a curated record. The coding region runs from base 149 to 379 and encodes 76 amino acids. NCBI's taxonomy places the organism in Eukaryota, Metazoa, Chordata, Actinopteri, Spariformes, Sparidae.
UUGGGGUUUGAAUUAUCCUGUGAAAACAGCGGCAGAUGACAGCAGCCCGUUGCGCUCUUCAGAAGCUAAGUUCGUGCGCUGCUUAGUUAACAUCACCCAAAAAAACAACUUUCUGGGCUUCAGCUUUGCUCACUAUCGUCAAUUGAAGAUGUCGAAAAAGCAGAUUUACUAUUCCGACAAGUACAACGAUGAGGAGUUCGAGUACAGGCAUGUCGUGCUUCCCAAGCAGCUGUCUAAGCUGGUGCCCUCCUCCCACCUGAUGACGGAAGACGAGUGGAGAGGAAUCGGGGUGCAGCAGAGCCAGGGCUGGAUCCACUACAUGAUCCACAAACCAGAGCCACACAUACUGCUUUUCAGAAGACCUCUCCCAAAGGAUUAAAUGGGAACCAUCUGUAAAUGCCUGCUAUCAUCUUUGCUGAUUUGUAUUGUCUCGGGACCAUACAUCUCUCCUACAAACAUCUCUACAUAUGUUCUAAUGUAUUGUGUAGAAAACCUUUAGUUAUGUUUUUUUGUCUUUUCAAACUCCCUCAAUUUUUAGAGGUAAUGAGAGGCAAAUUGAUUCCACUGUGACUGAUGACCUUUCAGACAAUAAGAGGGUGAACAUUUGCCUGUCAACUGUACAUUUUAAUGCCUUUUUUAAAUGUCUUCGAUGCCAUUUUGUUGUAAUUGAUUUAUUUACGAAGUGGUUAUACAGGCGCAGGGUUUUAUUUUUCUCAAACCCAUGAUUUUCACAAAAAAGCUCUCUGUGUUUGAACAUUUGUUGUUCUUUAAACUAUAUUUGUGUUGUGUACAUAAUAUUAUUUCUAGAAAUUAUACAUUUUGAAAGUGAGUCGUGGUUGAUUCAACAAGUCCUUUUUGUUUAUGAAAGAACAAAAUAAAAUGUACUUCUUCA